CCUAAGGACGCAUGCGUUGCGUGGAGGACAUGCGGGUUGCAGCAAAGUCCUCCUUUACUCCACACACGCUUCUAAGCCUCGGCACAUCUACUAACUACACUUUAUUCAUCCUCAGUGUCAGCAUCAACUCCACUCGUCUCACUCAACUUUGGACAUUAUUAGGCCCGCUUAGUUUGUUUGUUGUUUGAGCGCGCCAAUUAGCUUAGCAUGCUAGAUAGCUUAGCUUGUUAGCCGCUAACAAAGAGACGCGGAUUUGAUCAACACAUCGCUUAGUUAAGAUCAAGUGUGAGUGUAAAGUGUUGUGAUUGUGUGAAAAUGUGCGAAAGAACGAUAGAAAAGUAUGAGGAGGAACUUUGUUGUGUGAAAAUGUGUGAAAGAACGAUAGCAGAGUACAAAGAGGAACUUUCUCGGACUAAAGAAGAGAACGAGAGACUACGUCAACUAUUGGAGGCUGUUUUCAAGAAACCUCAAGUUGUGUUACACAGAACAGACAUCGAUGAAGAACAUCUUCCUCAUGAGCAGGAGGAGGAACCACAGUACCCCCACAUACACGAGGAAGAAGAGGUACCACAUUCCCAACACAUCAAAGAGGCAGGAGAGGAGCCAAAGCCCCCCUACAUUAAAGAGGAAGACGAGACGCCACAGACCCAUAAUGUUAAACUGACCCUUCACAUUAAAGGGCUAGCGGAGGACCCACUGAUCUUACACAUCAAAAAAGAAGAGGAGGACCCACCGACACCUCACUUUAAGGAGCAAAAGAACCCACUGACCCCUCACAUUAAAAAGAAAGAGGAGGACCCACUGACCCCCUGCUUUAAAGAGGAAGAGGAGGAAGAGGGCAUCAGUCAGCCUAAAUGGUUGGAGGAGUUCCCAGUGACUGGUGUCCCUGUGAAGAGUGAAGAUGAUGAGGUGAAAGGUGAAAGUGAGGAGAGGGGAGGGGGGGAGCCUCCAAGCAGCAGCUCAACACAACACAUGACAACAGAAGCUGAUGGAGACCACUGUGGAGGAUCACAAGCAGACAAGCUCUUAGCUCCACUAUCAGAUAGUGAGGACACAACGUCACACUCUCCUGACACUGAUGAUGAAGACUCUAAAGAUGAUAAGACAUGUCACACUGACAACACUCACUUCACAUCUUCUCACUCUCACAAAACUUUGAAAUACCGUCGUAAUCUGAAAACACACAUGAGAACACACAAUGGUGAAAAACCUUUUUCUUGUUCACUCUGUGGUAAAGGUUUUGCACAAAGUCACCAUUUGAAAAGACACAUGAGAACACACACUGGUGAAAAAACUUUUUCCUGUUCAAUAUGUGGUAAAGGUUUUACACAAAGUCAGGAUGUGAAAAGACACAAGAGAACACACACGGGUGAAAAACCUUUUUCCUGUUCAACCUGUGGUAAAGGUUUUACACAAAGUCAGAGUUUGAAAGUACACAAGAGAACACACACUGGUGAAAAACCUUUUCCCUGUUCUACCUGUGGUAAAGGUUUUACACAAAGUCAACAUUUGAAAGUACACAUGAGAAGACACGCUAGUGAAAAACCUUUUUCUUGUUCAAUCUGUGGUAAAGGUUUUACACAAAGUCAGGAUUUGAAAGUACACAUGAGAACACACACUGGUGAAAAACCCUUUUCUUGCUCAGAAUGUGGUAAAGAUUUUGUUCAAAGUAAACAUUUGAAAGUACACAUGAGAACACACACUGGUGAAAAAUCACAUUCCUGUUCAAUCUGCAACAGAAGCUUUUGUGAAAAAUCAACCCUUGUAAGACACAUGAGAAGACACCCAGGAGAGAAAGUGUUGAGUUGCAGUGUGUGUGGUGAAAGAUUGUCUUCUAAGUAGCAGUGUAAGAAACACAAGUGUGCUGGUGAGAACAGCAGCAGCAAAUGAAACUGCAGGAUUUGAAAUAAACUGUCCAGACUUUCAUUUUGACUUUCUAACAACAUCAGCACAUAUAACAUGUGUGACAUUGUUGUUUGUCUAACAAUCUGUUUAAUAUGCUUCUGCAUUUAUAGAUUAAGAUAGUUUGAAAUAUGAAAGUAUUACAUAUUUGUAUUUGUAAUUGUUAAUAAUCCCAUAGAUUAUCACCUUUAUAUGAUAUACAUAUGUACUAGUUCACAUCUGAAACAUCUUCUGGACCACUUCAGGAAGCAUAUUAUUAUUUACUUUAUACAUCAUUUGAACAGUUGUCUUUUAUACAAUUUUAAAAUGUCUGACCUUAUGAAUCAUUUGUUGGGUCUCUUUAAUUAUUGUUAUUACUCUGUAUUAUGAUGAUUGUGUUGUGAUUGUUUUAUAUGUAUGUCCCCAGAUCUUUACGUAAUCUAAACGUGAGAGAAAAAGGCAGAUUAUUUUUGUGAAGGGAUUGUUUUGUUUUUACAAACUUACAUUUGUCGAUAUAUUAAAUAAAUCCAGUAUUGUGUUUGAAA
Molecule: messenger RNA, 2426 nt
Organism: Nerophis ophidion (straightnose pipefish)
Lineage: Eukaryota; Metazoa; Chordata; Actinopteri; Syngnathiformes; Syngnathidae
Product: zinc finger protein 391-like
Exons: 2
Coding region: 316-1842 (508 amino acids)
Biological process (GO): negative regulation of transcription by RNA polymerase II; regulation of immune system process; regulation of cytokine production
Cellular component (GO): nucleus
Source: RefSeq, a predicted model, not a curated record